Molecule: messenger RNA, 1980 nt
Organism: Trypanosoma grayi
Lineage: Eukaryota; Euglenozoa; Kinetoplastea; Trypanosomatida; Trypanosomatidae
Product: putative tubulin tyrosine ligase
Exons: 1
Coding region: 1-1980 (659 amino acids)
Biological process (GO): microtubule cytoskeleton organization; protein polyglutamylation
Cellular component (GO): cilium
Molecular function (GO): tubulin binding; tubulin-glutamic acid ligase activity
Source: RefSeq, a predicted model, not a curated record
AUGGCCGGCAAGGUUCUCCCUCCGCCACUCAAUCUUCUUACAUUGUACCCUCAGUCCCUUGGAUUCCUGCAGCGUGAUGGUAACGUUGAUGUUGAUGACAUAACACCCGAGACGACGUAUGUUCUCCGCAAGCAUCAGCGUCUUGUUAUCGGCAAGUUUGUGCCGGACGCAAACAACGAGGACCCGUCAAACCCAAAGUAUGUGCCGCCGGUGUCGGUCAGGACGCGGCAGCGGCUGCCGAUGAUCCCGCGCUCACGCGGAAGUCACUCACGCUCGCUUAUUUUCUCAGAGGAAGACUUGUCAUCAUCAGAGGUCACGCUGCUGGAGGAUAUGUCGUGCUCGAAAAGAGCAGCACAGGCGGCAACAGAGAAAAUGAAUUACACCGUGGUGGAACCGCUCUACCCGCUUUCUUCUUGUAGUCUCUUCUUCUCUAUACACUACAGCAACCGUUCGAAAAACAAAUCUGGCGACGCGCGGACCCCCAGUCAGUUAAAUAAUGCCUAUCAUGGUCGCGACCGCACCAACUUUAGACUAAGCACUCUCUCUGUGCAGAAGAAUAACCUCAACAGAAUGUGCCUGUACAAACUUGGGCCUGGUGCCGUGGCGUUCAAAGUGGUCAUUGAUGCCUUUGAGGCAUCGGGUAUGAAGUACACUCCUUCAAAUGAACUCUUUAACGUGAUAUGGGCGAAGCGGGCCACACCGUACACUUUAGCUCAUCUUGGUCCGUACCAAAAAGUUAACCAUUUCCCAGGAACGUGGGGAAUUGGACGUAAAGAUAGUCUGGCCAGCAACAUCGCUAAGAUGCAGGGAUAUUUCGGCUUUGAUACGUUUGAGAUUAUUCCAACAACGUUUCUUAUCCCUAAACAGAGGGUCGAACUUGGGGAAUACGUAAAACGUCAGCCAGAUACAAGUGAGGAUCCGCUGAUCUUUAUAAUAAAACCCAGCGCUUCUAGCUGUGGGCGUGGCAUUCAUUUAUACCACGGGAUGCCGCCCAUGCCAACAGGGGUUCGUCAGAUGGUCUGCCAGCGGUACGUCGGGAAUCCCAUGCUGAUCUACGGACGAAAGUUUGAUCUUCGACUCUACUGCGUCGUGACGUCAUUCGAUCCAUUGCGUAUAUUUCUCUUUGACGAAGGUCUCGUGCGAUUUGCUGCGCAGAAAUAUCCCGGUAUGGACAAGGAUUUAGAUAAUAUUCAGAUGCACCUAACUAACUACUCAGUCAACAAAACUUCUGAGCUAAAUCGGGCUAGUCGCGGCAAGGAGUACCACUCAGAUGACCCCAUAGACAUAAAAUGGUGUCUUUCCGAUCUGCGUGAGUUCUUGGUAAAGAACUCCAAGGAUGGCCAGCAAACAUGGGAUAAGAUUAUGCGCGGCUGUGAGGACGUUGUUAUUAAGGCCUUCCUAAGCAUUGAGAAUGAUGUGGUGGAACGGAUGCGCAAGGAGUGCCGUGAUAAAACGGGUCGAGGAUGCUUUGAAAUGUACGGUCUAGAUCUGAUGGUAGAUGAUCAGCACAACGUGCGUCUUAUUGAAGUAAACAUCAUGCCCUCUUUGGCAACAGGAACUCCGCUCGAUAAGGCCGUCAAGUCGCGUAUGUUGGCUCACCUACUAACACUUAUCCGCGUUAUACCGUACCAGCGCAACGCAACUGGGUGCACACCACCGGAUAUGGGUGAUUCAUCAGAGAGUCGACAGAAUGUUCGUUACCGCUUUGGUCGCCACCCGCAUGAGAAUGCAGAGCUGAUUCGAAAGCCGUUGUUGAGGCGUUUUAAUGAUUCCAAGGAACCUGAUUCCAUUCUCUCUACUGCCGAGUACCUUCUCUUGAUAGAGGCGGAGGAGGAGUUAGCAUGUGCAGGUGGUUUUCGCCGAAUUUUUCCCACAGCCGAGAAUGUGCUGACGUACCUGCCCUACUUCACGCAUGGCGUCCUCAGAAAUAAUUAUCUCCUUGCCUCAGCUGUGCGAAUGCAGGCAAAGGCGACAAUGUAA